This is a messenger RNA of Serpula lacrymans var. lacrymans S7.9, 4410 nucleotides long. RefSeq lists its product as uncharacterized. NCBI's taxonomy places the organism in Eukaryota, Fungi, Basidiomycota, Agaricomycetes, Boletales, Serpulaceae. The transcript has 11 exons. Gene Ontology annotation, molecular function: RNA binding; ATP binding. The record is from RefSeq and is a predicted model, not a curated record. The coding region runs from base 1 to 4410 and encodes 1469 amino acids. Gene Ontology annotation, cellular component: intracellular anatomical structure.
AUGGGCGGUGACACCGGGCCAAUCCAAGACUUGUGUUUCUCGGUAGAUUGUCGAACCGCUUACGUUCGAAAGGGUGAGGAGAGUGUAAGAGGCAAGCUGGCCAGCACGAGGGACUCGACACCCUUAAUUCCCGAGCAGACGUUUUAUGUCAUACACAUGCGAACAUUGGGUUCAGCUGCUGAGUUUCCAAAAAACUGGAUCAUACAGUUAACGAAUACUACAAACAUUGCUUUUGUCACACCUCCAGAUAUUGUCACGAGUGUGAUGGAAUGUGACGGGGCAGAAAAGACGGUGGAUUUUUGGCUCAGCUUGGCAGGCAGGGCUGGAAAGAGCAGUCGCGGAAAAAAUAGGGCGUCUACCAACAGACGCCCCGAGUUUGAGGGUGUACUCUACGAUCGCCAGUAUAUUUUCGAUAAACAUCAGGCAGAUUCUGCACAUGAAGAGAAUCCAAAAUCUCCUGUAUCCAAUUUCGUCAUAGGAAAAUUUGGUUCGUCGCCCAAGUACGAGACUGUCGAAGGGAUACACCGUGAGACCUCCCAGAGAAUAUACAGGACUUCAUUGACAUUGGAGACGGACCCGCCUAUAGUUGCUAUCGGCGACGAUACUGAAAAGAAACUUUCUGAAAGGCUCGCGGCUCUUUCCGCUCUAUAUCAACUGCAUGACCAAGGUUUUCUAGAUCCACCAGCUGUAGCCCCUCCGCCGGCGGCACUAAAUGAAGUCACCUUGUCAGAUUCUUCUGUGGUCGGCUACGAACGAGCACGCAAUUUCAUGGAUUACUACUGCCGCCGAUAUUCCUUCCCAAAACCUGACUUGGAUUUCGAAGAAUGCAAAGGUAAACGAGGGAACUUCUGGGAGGCAACCAUCACUGUAGAUGGACGUCGUAUUGGUAUGGGUAGUGCUCCUUCGAAGAAGCAAUCACAAGUACAAUGUUACUUGGAUGUAACGCAGUAUCUUGAGAAGUGCGACCCUGAUCUAUGGCUCGCUUUCGCAGAUGCUGAAAAAACAGGCAAGGAUCUAGGAAUGGGUCCCAAGGUACUCUUCAAGAUGGGUCGGCGUCUUAGUGAUGAAAUUAGCGAUCUUUGCAGGGACAUCAAGAAGACUGCACUGUACAGGAGUACACCUAAUGUAGAGUCCGGCUCUGGUGGUAUACGAUCCAGCACUAGUUCUAUUUCAUCACGUGCACCUUCUUAUCCUCGUGCUAUCCCUGCAGGAGUAUUGGCUUUGAAAUCGACGCAACUUCUGGAGAGGCGCCAAAAAUACCUUUCUGAUCCAGCAAUGGAGAAUUUGCGCAACACUCGCAUGUCUUUACCAAUAUACACUCGUUCUAAGGAGCUAUUAUCGCAUAUCCAGGAUAACGAAGUAACUAUAUGCAUGGCGGCGACCGGCUCGGGAAAAACUACACAAAUACCGCAGCUAAUCCUUGAUGAUUACAUUGACAGGGAACAAGGUGCCCGAUGCAACAUCAUUUGCACGCAACCACGUCGGCUAGCAGCAUUGAGUGUCGCCGAUCGGGUGGCAAAAGAAAGAGGGGAGGUGGUUGGUAAAGGGUCGAUUGGUUAUAGCGUCCGGUUUGAGUCGAAGGUACCUGAAGAGCAUGGCUGCGUCACUUUUUGCACUACCGGUGUACUGCUGAAGAGGCUUCAAUCUGCGCUUACCGAGGGAGGUCUCGCAGCCGCCAAGAUGGAUGAAGUUACUCACAUCGUUGUCGAUGAAGUGCACGAGCGGGAUGUGGAUACGGAUCUGCUGCUUGUGGUUCUGAAACAAAUGCUGGAGGAUCGGAAAUCAAGGAAUGUGCCGCUGAAGAUUGUGCUUAUGAGUGCUACGAUCGACCCCUCACUAUUUCAAAAGUAUUUCCCCACCGAGCAAGGCAAUCCAGCAGACGUCAUUGAGGUCCCAGGCCGUUUGUUCCCCGUCACGAAACACUUUUUGGAGGAUUUCAUACCAAGCAUGAAGUCCAAUCCUCGGACAGGCUGGGUUUUCCAUGAAGAUUCCGUAGUGAAGUAUCUGAGAAAUGAAGAUAUGUACGCUUUGGAUGGUAAAGGGUCCAAGCAAAUGGUUUCUCCAUCAUCACGCGGCGUGGACGAAGACUUGGAGCUACCUUAUCCCCUCAUAGCCCUUGCCAUCUCACACGUCCUUCAGAAAACCGACUCGGGGCACGUCCUCGUUUUCUUGCCUGGUUGGGAGGAAAUUACCGCAGUUCAGCGUAUCUUACUUUCGGGCCGCAUGGAUCUCAACUUUUCGGAUAGCUCCAAGUAUGGUCUUCAUCUCCUGCACUCCACAAUACCGUUGGCAGAACAGCAGGUCAUCUUCGAACCUCCACCUGAAGGUGUACGGCGUAUCAUUUUGGCAACAAACAUCGCGGAGACAUCUAUUACCAUUCCCGACGUAGUAUAUGUGAUUGACUCGGGCAAAGUCAAAGAGCAGCGCUACAAUCCUGAUAAACACAUGACGUCUUUGGUUUCCGCUUGGGUAGGGUCUUCCAACCUCAAUCAAAGAGCAGGUCGUGCAGGUCGACAUCGGUCCGGUGAAUACUUUGGAAUCCUCGGCAAAGCACAUGCCGCUGGCCUACAUCCACACCAAACGGUUGAAAUGAAACGAGUUGAUUUGACCAAUGUCGUUAUGCAUGUUAAAGCACUCAAUUUCCCUGGUAUGGAGGUGGAAGACGUGCUAGCAGCAACAAUUGAGCCUCCCGAGAGUGAGAGAGUGGCUGCAGCUAUGAAGGACCUUCAAAUGGUUGGGGCCCUUGAUGGCAAGAAGAAUCUGACGCCUUUAGGCCGUGUCCUCCUUCAGCUUCCUGUUGACGUACAGAUGGGGAGACUCGUGCUUUAUGGAAGCUUUUUCCGUUGUCUCGAUCAGGCUCUAACCCUCGCGGCCAUCCUUACGAAUCGUGACCCAUUCGUCUCUCCUGUACAUCUUCACGAAGAGGCUGCCAAAGCAAAAGCGAGAUGGCUGCCAGCUGACUUUAGGUCUGAUGCCCUUACGAUUCUGCAGGCAUACAAUACUUGGUGGGCCAUGCAAUCGAAAGGUGAAUAUAACUCGGCAAAUCGCUUCUGUUCGGAAAACUUCCUGUCGAAACCGACGCUUCUCUUGAUUUCGAAAAUCCGCGGACAUCUGUUACAGUCGAUGUACCAAGCUGGAGUAAUAGAUGUUUCCGCUGGAGGAAGCGUAACAGCUCCCACUCGCCGUAGGGAACCUGCCGUCCCACCAGAGCUCAACGCGAAUGGUGAGUCGCUACCACUGCUUGCUGCACUUAUUGCCGUGGCAUCGCAACCCAAAUUUGCUAUUCGCCAGGGUGAGAGGUCGUACCGUACUGCACAGGACAAGACAACAUUUAUCCAUCCAUCCAGUGUCAAUCACCGUAAACGACUACUUCAGAAUCCUGAGAUCGCCAGUCAAGGAGAGAAGCAGCUGUAUGCUUUCACGGAGAAACGUCAAAAUCUUUCAAUGGCAGGCUCAAGCAGCACUCCUUCUAUGUAUCUGAUAACGACAACACGACUUGAUCCCAUGACUUACAUGUUGUUUGGGGCUUACGAGAUUCAGGUCACAGAACGUGGUUUGGAGUGCGAUGGAUGGCUGCCUAUCGUAGGUGAUCUAGAUACGCUAGAUGACAUCCAGCGCUUGAAGACCCUCAUGGAGUCCUGCAUGUUGAGGGUCUUUGAAGGUAUCGUCGUUGGCCAGCGCCAUAGGAGAGGACAGCAGCCCAUACCGUCGUAUGAGGAGUCCGAAACGACAGAUGAGGACUUCAGUUCGAAUCAGGGUAACCCGUUAUCGAGCCAAGAACUCAAGGACCUGGAUCUUCUCACACGGGAUAUCGUUCGGGUUCUUAAUCAGUAUAGCGACGAACGUACUGAAUCACAAUCAAGGCAAAACUCUCGUCCGGGUACGCCUAUGGGUUCGCCAUCGUUUAACUCCAUGCGGCUAUCAGGGCGUUCAACCCCUUAUUCAUCGUGGACUGGGUCGUCAGAGCAAAGCUCCCUUCCAGCGACGCCUAUGGGUUCACCGUCAUUCAGCUCGAUACGGUUACCACUAAUCGGCUCACGAUCGGGGUAUUCAACCCCUCAUUCGAUCUACACCUCUAGACCAAACGCCAGGGGGAAUGGCGCCGAUAUGCCGAGUGAUCACUGUGACUCACCUGAAAGAGCCAAAGAGUACAGGGAGGGUCAGACUCCUAAACCAUUCUGCGCUGUGUGCGACUUCUCUUCAACAGUUCAACCUAUGUCUCGACUGAAUGGGAUGAUCAUUCUUGUGACACCACUGAAUAUCUUGGGAGACAAGAAUAUAGCAGAAUUAGAAGCUAUUGGGAUAACAGGAGUCAAUCUAACAGCUGCUACAGCAACGAAUGAAAUAUUUAAGGUGGAUAUUGCUGCACAUAGUUUCCGCAUAGUGAUUGUCAGCCCCGAACGAGUAUGA